CAUGCGGCACGGGCGGCCCUAGGCUGCCCGCCGGCCGCAGCAUGCCGGUCCCUCUGCGCCUGGCGUGGCUGUUCUGGCUCUGCAGCCUCUGCCGCGGGUACUUUGAGGGGCCGCUGUACCCCGAGAUGUCCAACGGGAGCCUGCACCACUACUUCGUCCCCGAUGGGGACUACGAGGAGAACGACGACCCCGAGCGGUGCCAGCUGCUGUUCCGGGUGAGCGAGCAGCGGCGGUGCGGCGCGGCGGCGGGCGGCGGGCUCAGCCUGCGAGAGGAGCUGACGGUGUUGGGGCGGCAGGUGGAGGACGCGGGCCGGGUGCUGGAAGGCAUCGGCAGGAGCAUCUCCUACGACCUGGACGGGGAGGAGAGCUACGGUGCCUACCUGCGCCGCGAGUCCGCCCAGAUCAGCGACGCCUACUCCAGCUCGGACCGCUCGCUGAGCGAGCUGGAGGGCAAAUUCCGCCAGGGGCAGGAGCAGGGCGGCCGGGAGGAGUUCCGUCUGGGCGACAGCUUCCUGGGGCUGCUGCUGCACGCCCGCGCCCUGCUUCGCGAAACCCGCCACGUCUCCAGCGGGCUGCGCGACAAGUACGACCUGCUGGCCCUCACCGUCCGCAGCCACGGCGCCCGCCUCAGCCGCCUCAAGAACGAUUAUCUCCGCGCUUGAGACGGGACCUCCCGCCCGGCCGGAGCCCCUGCCCCAGCUGAACCCGGACCCCCCGUCAGCUUCGAGAGAGACCCCCAGCCCUACCGCCCGUCCCCCGGAAGACACAGCCCUAACGUCUGCCUGGAAGGAGCACCUCCUUGGAUAAAUCCUAAGAAGUACUAAGGUCGGAAAAGGCCUUCAAGAUCGAGUCCAACCUUUGACUGAAUACCACCACGCCCACUAAACCGUAUUGAGAAGUGCCACAUUUACUCGCUUUUGAACACUUCCAGGGAUAGUAACUGAAACAAAAUACAUUCUUCUUCGUGGAAAAACCUUAUUUAUUUUACCUUCUAAACAAAUAGCACAAUUCUGUAAAUCAGGAGGCUCGAGGUAUGUUUAAGUUAAUAUCCCAUACUCUGUUGUAUCGUUCAUGUUUGGUUGCAAAAUGAAGCUUUCUCAUCUCUGAUUCCCUGCUUGCUUUUGUAUCACCUGUUCUGCUGUGGCUCACCUGCCCUAAGUGUAGUUGAAGUGAGGUGCUGGCCAGCUCCUUCCAGACUCCUGUAAUAGCAAAUACUUAAAUUGCUUUUGUUGUUAGUCCUUCAGGGUGAAACCUCUGGCCCUCUAUUAACUUCCUUUCUAAUGAUAUGUACUAUAUGCUCGUUACACGUUGUAUCACUACACAAAGCUGUGAUUUUCAUUUGUGUUUGGAAAGAUGGGAACUGUUCUGGCAGGAUUUGUACUUCCAGGUUUGCUUAUCUGUGACUAAGCUAUCAUAACCCUAAGAAGCAGUCAAAAAGGCUUAUGUCAGAUCCUGAGAAUGCUGGUGGAGAUUUUUCUAGCAAAAAGAAUGAGCCCUAGUGGCGAUCAGAGUUUUGGAUCCCAGAUUUGAGAGCCAGGAACAUGUUUCUAAAGCAGACAAAAAGGUUUUGUCUGUGCAAGCACAUUGACUUUUCUUGUUGGUGACUUUGUACUUUUGCUAGCUAAGUUAUUAUUUUGCUAGCUAAGUUAUUAAUAAAACUUUGUGGUCCUGGACAAUAGCAAAAGUGCCUCGUGGGAAGGAGGGUGGGGAUUAUUUGGGUUUUUAGACUCAUUGCUAUUUAACUGACAAUUUGGGGUAAUGUGGCUGUUAGGUUAUAGAUACUGCCAGCAGAAUACCUGUUUGGAUGAAAAGAGUUUAUAGGUUGUUAUAAUAAAUAUUUGAAAACAAUUUUUGUAAUUAGUUUCCGACAUGCUCUUGAUUUUAAAAUGUUCUGUUGAAAUGUGUCUUUUCAGCAAAAAAUUGAAAGUUUGUAGACCCUGCCAAGUGAAAUAACUUGCUUUUUAGUAAAAAACAAAUAAAAAUUUACAAACUCAUGAGGUAAGCAAGUUUCAUUAAAAGCAACAAUACAAAAGGGCUUGUGCCGCAGACUUUUUUGAGUUUUAAGCCUUUUUAAGCACUCAUGGCACUGGAAGAGAAACUUACGUACUUUUGAGAUGUUUUCUUGUUAACCCUGUUCCCAUUUAGUUAUACUUUAGUCUGCAAACCGUUCAGUGGGUAAGUUACUCAGCAGUGCAGUGGGUCAACAUAAGUCAGCUUGGACUAGAGUGCUGAAGGCACCAGGAAAGUCUCAUGAAAGUAGGUGCUUACAGAACUAGACAGCUCAUUUUGCUGAAGGCAGUGAAGUGUAGCCUACUAGCAAGAUACUUUAGAUGUCACUCUGCAUUUUUAAGUCUUUAAAGAUUUGGUGAGAAAAAAAAAAGGAAACAUUUUAUUGGUUGACUCUGGUGGAACCACUCAGUGUUAUUUUUCUGUUCUCAAGUUAGAAAGUAUAUAGCAAGUUCUAGCUCUUAAAAAUUAAUUUAUUUGUGAUACUUUCCUUGCCACUGGGCAUGGAGGGCACAACACAAGAGUGAGCUGAGUCACUGAGUCUUGUGUGCUCACUAUCUUAGCAAAACAUAGUAUCAUUUCUGGGCUGGACCAAGCUCCAGAAGUGCCUGAGACCAGUCCUCCUCCAAAAGUGUCAUGCAGUUCCAUUUGUGCCCAGAGACUUCUUAAAGAAGUUGUAUUCUCUUUUUAACCCACUUGGAGGAGUCGUUUGCUAUAACAUGAAUUGUAAACAUCAGCAAAUGAACAGAAGUGGCAUGACUAUGCUAUUUUUUAAAGUAUAUGAGAGCCAGUAUUCAAAUCAUAAUAGAAAAAAUAAUAGUAGCAGUAGUAAUAGCAGUAGUAGUGUAAAACAGCUUCUUGAAUAUGCUUUAAGCAGCUUGACUGUUCUAUUUGCAAUGUCAAAUGUUUGGUCAAGCCGAAACUAUUCCAAUGUAUGCAGCAUACCAAAAGAGUAAAUGUUUCCAGAAUGCUUACUUUUCAAAGCAGAAGAUGUGUGAGUUUUUACAGUAUAGCAUUUCCACUCAAUAAUUCACUCAAUGCCCUGUAAAUUGUCAUCUAAUGAAACAAGACUGUGGUGCUUUACAAUUCACACUAAUGUUUCAUAUGAUAAAUAUGAAUUCUUGACACUUUUUUAUGUUUCAGUAAAAUAUAAACUUCUUUGUAUUUGAAAUAUGGCAGAAUUCUGAUUUUGUUUCAGUAGCAUUGAUUUUAGAAGGCUUUAAAUGGUCCUUUCAAGGAGAAAAUGAAGAUAUCUGAGUCUGGUCUAUGUAUAAAAUUUAAUAAAAACGGUCAGCCUUAGGUGGAUUUGAUGAAGCCAAUAAAAAAAACCUUUUAGGACAUUUAAAUCAACUAGAGUUUGAUUUACAUAAUUUUGGCUGACCUAAGAAAACAUUUAUGUCAAAUAUAUAAUUUUUGAGCCAGAGCUGAUACAUUAAAUGUUUUUUAUAGAGCUGCCUGCAAGAACUGAGUGCUUAGUGAUAUUCAGGCAUUUAAGUUUUAAAUUAAUUUUUUUCUUAAAAACUAUGAAAACUAUAUUGCAAUACUCUUUGCAAUUUUAUAAAUGUCUUGCUUUUGCUUUUUAUCUGAUAAAACUUGUUUGGAAGGUAUGAAGAUCCCCUGGAAUCUGUAUCUUCAUACAGCCUAUUUUAAAUAGUAAAGGCCCUUUUAUCAUUGAAAAUUUGGUAAUUAUUUUUAAGCAGGGAACUUUAAAAGGUAUGAUUGUAGCAGCAGUCAUCCCCAUUAUGUCCUUCUCUUAUUUUAAAAUGUUGCAUUGGUACUCAAUUCAUUUUUCUUUUCCAGAAUGAAGAAGUUCGAGCUAAAAUUGAGCUGACGGGGAUUUUUUUUGUAGUUUUCUGAUGAUUUUCAAAACAUGUAUUAUUUCUGAAUUUAUAAAGACUGGAUGGUACUGAAGAGCAAAAGACUAUUUUCUGGGGAAAAAAAUAUGCUGCAGCUGGAACAGUCAUAGAGAGAUUACUUAAUACCUAAGUUUUCCAUCAAGAGGAAUACGUUGCCCAGAGGUGUGGAUGCUCCAUCCUUGAAAGUUUUCAAGGCCAGGCUAGAUGGAGCUCUGAACAACCUGGUCUAGUGGAGGGUAUCUCUACCCAUGGCAGGUGGAUUGGGAUGAGAUGAUCUUUAAGGUCCCUUCCAACUCAAAGCAUGUCUCUGAUUAGAGUCAAAGCAAGCCACUAAGGGACUCACCCUUCAUUUCUCUCCAGGUAGCUCAUUUUUGAAGGCAGUGCUCUGAUGUGGACAUUUUCACAUCCACUGAUACACACAGAACAGAAGCAAGCUCAGAGCAUGCACCAAACCAUUAAACAAAAGCUUGAGAAAAAAAAGUGUACUUGCCUUGUGCCAAGUAAUGACUAGGAAUUCAACGGGGAGUGUGCAAACUGGAUUUCAGAACUGCAAUUUUCCAGUUUCCACUGCAAUUUUCCUGGGUUGACUUACCCAGGACCAUCCUUGUAAAGAGAAGUCAAGGGAAGCUUUCAAAAACUUGGCGAGCCUUUAAAAAACCGUAUGUGUACCAAGCUGGGGUUUAUGAAUUGUCUGAGAUGAAAUUGUUGCUCCUAUAGGUUGUCAUGUACUCAGAUGCAGUUUGGCAAGAUGGAAACUUCAUAAGCAAAAAAAUAUACCUGGCUUAGUUACUACAAGCACCUUGUGAGGUAUAGAGCUCUGGUUAUAAUCUUGUCUAGGAAAUGUGUAUUUUAUGGAUUAAUUCUGUUGGAUGUAUCUAUCACUGUUGGUGUUGCUGUUUAUUUAGAUGGUCUUCAUGUUGCUUUACCAGUUUCUUGCUCAUGCUUCUUGAGUAUUAAUUUUAUGAUUAUUAAAGAACUUUUCAGCUAA
Hirundo rustica (Barn swallow) is the source of this 4851-nucleotide messenger RNA. It is a transcript of the gene FIBIN, whose product is annotated as fin bud initiation factor homolog. Bases 42 to 662 code for a protein of 206 amino acids. Lineage: Eukaryota; Metazoa; Chordata; Aves; Passeriformes; Hirundinidae. The transcript has a single exon. The record is from RefSeq and is a predicted model, not a curated record.